AAAAAUUUAAAUAUAAUAUUAAGAUUUCUUUAUGAACGUGGGUACAAAUGUUAGUGAUGAAUGUGUGACCGAAUUCAAUAAUUUGAAGUUAGGCAAACAAUAUAGAUAUGUUAUAUUUAAACUAGAUAAAGAGAGAAAUGAAGUAUUUGUUUAUUGUAUAUUCUUUAGAUUGUUGUAGAUCAAAAAGGUGCAAGAGAUAGUGCUUAUGCUGAAUUUGUUAGUCAUCUUCAAAAUGAAGUAAAUUAAUUAUUUAAUUUAAAAGUCCCGAUAUGCUGUUUAUGAUUAUCAUGCUUAAACAGAUGAUGUUCCACCUAGAUAAGUUGAUAAAUUAGUCUUCAUAUUUUGGUCACCAGAUACCAAUCAACCAGUAAAACAAAAGAUGGCUUAUGCAGCAGGAAAGGAAGCAUUAAAGAAGAAGUUGAAUGGACUUUCCAAAGAAAUUUAAGCAAAUGAUCCAUCUGAAGUAGAAGAAGCUGAAAUCAAAAAGACAGUAUUGAAUUGAUAAUCAGAGUCAUUAAUUCUCUCAUAUGUAGAGAAUAUAUAAUAUUUUACAAUUCAACC
This is a messenger RNA of Paramecium sonneborni, 561 nucleotides long. Lineage: Eukaryota; Ciliophora; Oligohymenophorea; Peniculida; Parameciidae. The record is from the annotation of a GenBank genome assembly.